UGAAACAAAGAGACCGACCCAAUUUCCAACAUUUUACUUAUUGUCUUCCGACAUCCUAAUUUUUUUUUUAAAAAAAAGAACAUUUGAGGCAGAAGAGGAAGGAGAGAAUGAUGGCUUACAUGCGAAACUGUCGAAAUUUAAUGAUCCGUUUAAAGCUUGCUGCAGGAAACGAUGUCGUUUGCAUCCAGCGUUUCUUGCACGACGGUCCAGACACCGUGGAAGAGCUUCUUGAUAGACAUGUGGUGAAGAAGGAGAAAUCUUUAGAUGAUGGGGAAGAUGAGUUGCUGGCUCGGCAGCGACUCACCAGCAAUCGGCGAGAGGCGCUGAGUCUCUACCGCGACAUCCUCCGGGCGACCCGAUUCUUUAUGUGGCCCGAUUCACGGGGCAUUCUGUGGAGGGAUAUAUUGAGAGAGAACGCGAGGAAGGAGUUCGAUGCAGCUCGGUUCGAGAAGGAUCCGGAAAUUGUGACCCGAUUGCUUAUCGGUGGGCGUGAUGCAGUGCAAUCAGCAUUGGAGAAGCUUGCGGAGAAGCAGAGGCAGCAGAUUGAGAAGGAGCGGAGUGGUGCAGAUAGACGGUGAUUUUUAUUUAUUUUCCUCCAACCGGAAAUGACCUUAAAAAAAAUUUUCAAUGGAAAUGAACUUCUAGAAAAAAAAAAUUCAGUUGUUUGAUAAAUUCAAUAGUUGAUGUUUUUCUGUGUUUGGUAUUCAAGAAAAAAUUAUAAAAAUUUCUGUAACUUCAGAUUUAAAAGUUCACAAUCCAGAUUAUAUUUUUUUUAACUCAAAAAAUCUGAAACUAAUCCAAAAAAGAGCAAAUUAGAGCAGAUUUUUUUGGUUUUGGGUGCGUUGAAGAACCACCCAGAACUUGUUCUUCACUAUUCUCCUUUGGUUCUACGUUUGCCACAGCUGCCUAGACACCCAAGCAAGGAACUUACCAAUUCAACGACAGCUGCCCAUCAAAACCCAUGUACUUUGCAAUCAAUAGCCUUAUCUACGAUGUCAUCUGUAACGCAGCUCUUACAACGGUGAACAAGAAUGAUGUUGUCUCCAUCUCGAUAGACUACUCUUCGCAAAGGAGACGGGUGUCAAGAAAUUCGAGGGAGGAAGGUGUGGUUGGCUGCUUGUUGGAAGGAGAGGAAGCUGGGGGUUCUGUUGAUCGUUCCAUUGUAAGUCAUCCAAACAUUGAAAAAUGAAGAAAUAGAUUUUAGGAAAUUAUUUUCGUAUUUACCAAACGGAACCUUAAUUAUAAGAAUUUGAUUUUGUUUGUAAUCUACAUGUUAUGUUUUGCUUUUAUAAUGAAUAGAACGUAGCGUUCUUCUUGUUCAAUUGAAAAUUAGUCGUAUGAAUUCGGAAAUCGAGAACAAAUGUUUGGUUGAUGAGAAAAUGGAAAAAGGGGAAAUGAAACUUUGAUAUUUCGCCGGUUUUGUUAGAUCUAUGGGUUUAAAAUAUAUGGUUAUUUUGACAUUGAAGCAGCUGACAUAAACCAGGGACAGUUUUUAAGGACAGUAACAAAGGAUUUGGAAUGUAUAUAUCAAAACACAACACAAAAAAACAACAAUGUCAUAGAUUGCAACCUUCAAUGUUUACCAAUUCCUAUAUUUCUCCUCACACCAAAAUAUAAAUAGCAUGGAAAAUGACAACAAAAAAAAAAAAAAAGAAA
Molecule: messenger RNA, 1656 nt
Organism: Durio zibethinus
Lineage: Eukaryota; Viridiplantae; Streptophyta; Magnoliopsida; Malvales; Malvaceae
Product: LYR family of Fe/S cluster biogenesis protein
Biological process (GO): mitochondrial respiratory chain complex III assembly
Source: RefSeq, a predicted model, not a curated record